AUCACCUCCCUCUCUCUCUCUCUCUCAGGUCCUGCCUCCUUCUCUCUGACAGUGAGCACCAGUAAGGCCAAAAUGGAGGUCCAUGAGAACACAGACGCUGUGCUGUCCUGUCAGUUCAAGACAGAGAAGGAGACUAACCCUCGUAUUGAGUGGAAGAAGAAAGGGAAGGACAUCCACUUAGUUUAUUUCGAUGGAAAAUUCACCGGAUCCUUUGCAGGUCGGGCCAAGAUCGAGGGGGCAACAGUGACGCUGCAUGCCGUUACCCAGAAGGACUCUGGGUUGUACCGCUGUGAGGUCAGCGCACCAGCAGACCACACCAACCUAGGAGAGGUCAACGUCACCCUCAACGUACUGGAUCCGUUGAGCAUGACGACACUGAUAGCCGGAGCUGUAGGCCUCUUCCUGCUCAUCCUCAUGUGCUGCCUGGAUGUGUGUCUCCCAUUGACAGGGCUGCUGCAAAAAGGCCAACAGAGGAGCAGGAAGGAAGCAGUCCACCUCCUCCUCCCACCAGAAAUCCCAAGAACUACAAACACACCCAGUCCUUCAUGAUCUGAGGGUAUAGCACGCACAUACACACACAUUCGGUGGAUGGAUGGAGAGAAUGUGCAACAGAAUACAUAUUUUAGCUAGCCUACACCACCUACAAUAAAGCUCACUGCUGUACCCUUUUCGGUGUGUGUUUUAUUUACAAUUCUGCUGUUUAUGACUGUACUGAGAAGCAAUGAAUUAUAUUAACAUUGUUGUUUUACAGAGAUAUUUGUAUACUUAUAUUUUUUAAGUAUUUGUUUUGGGCUUUUGUGUGAUGAAGGAUGUGUCAUGUUUGAACAGGUGUUUGUAUGCACUGACUAUGCACAUGUGACUAUUAAAUCAUCUGAAUCUGAUUAUCAUGUUUUCAUUAAAUAUAUUGUACCACA
Molecule: messenger RNA, 914 nt
Organism: Salvelinus sp. IW2-2015
Lineage: Eukaryota; Metazoa; Chordata; Actinopteri; Salmoniformes; Salmonidae
Product: junctional adhesion molecule 2A-like
Biological process (GO): leukocyte cell-cell adhesion
Cellular component (GO): plasma membrane; protein complex involved in cell adhesion; tight junction
Source: RefSeq, a predicted model, not a curated record